AUGCUUCUGAUCAUUGCCACUUACCGCAACGCUACCAGCAUCUCCCCAGAGGGACACUGUGAAAAAGACAGCGCAGACAGAUGGUGCGGAAGCUAUCUUACAAUCAUGGUUGUAGCCUACAUGUUUGCCAUGACUCGUUCCCAUGGUGGAGCAACAAACCUUUCCACUCCCAGCACAGCAUGCAUAAUCCACUCGUCGGCACACCUGCUCACAGG
Molecule: messenger RNA, 215 nt
Organism: Pelobates cultripes (western spadefoot toad)
Lineage: Eukaryota; Metazoa; Chordata; Amphibia; Anura; Pelobatidae
Source: the annotation of a GenBank genome assembly